Molecule: messenger RNA, 207 nt
Organism: Cokeromyces recurvatus
Lineage: Eukaryota; Fungi; Mucoromycota; Mucoromycetes; Mucorales; Mucoraceae
Exons: 1
Source: RefSeq, a predicted model, not a curated record
AUUUUCACUAAAACUUACAUUAUUGAAUAUCUCAAUAUUCACUGCAGCCUUCAGUCGUCACCAAACAUACCUGAUCCUAUUUCGUUUUUAUUAAAUAUUUUACUAACCCACCCACCCACCUCCGCUAAACAUCGUGAUCGCUACAGUCAAUGGAGUAUACGAAUGCCAAUUGCCCAACUUCUUUUAUAUGAAAUGAACUGUCUUUAA